AUGUCCCAUUCGGGACACCAGGAUUGUCAGGAGAGUAUAGGUGCAGAAGUUGGGAGCUCACUGCGCGACAUCGGGGGCUCGAAAUGCUCCAUCGAAGAAAAUACAGAUAGUAAAGGCACCGACAUUGUAUUGGAUCUUACAAUAAACCGCAACCAUAACGGCUCGGUGAUUUAUUGCAAAUUUCCACGCCAUGCUAUCAUCGUGGAAUUCGUGUAUGAACCAAACAACCCAUCACCAGUGGACAAUAGACCAAAUCUGUUAAACGCGAUUUCCUACGAAAUAAAAUCUUACGACAUCGGCUUUGCUUGUGACACCAAUACGAAUAUCACCGUCAAGGAAGGGCCAUUAAUGGUCAAGAUUUCUGGGAACUACGAUCUAGUGGAACAUAUUUGGUGCCAAUACACUGUAUACGGAGCAGAUGAAAAACCUAGAAUAUUUUUAACUCAAGACGAUUUUUCUGAAUAUGAAAAUCCAAAGGAAGCCAUAACUAUUAUAAAUGCAAAAAACUUUGGGGAAAACAAAAUGGAAUGGAACUGCACCCUGCUUACGUGGAGAGGUGCCAUGAUGUAUCCAACUAAUGUAUAUUAUUACGAAGACAUAUAUUAUUCAAGAAUAACUUGCCUAGGAAUAGUUCAUAUUGUUUCGGUAGCAGAAGAGAACACACUGAUCUUCAACGUGAACAACUACAACAAUACAUGUGAAAGUGUUGAACCAACGCAGAACUUCACAAUUCAAGAAGGCAACACCUUAACUGUGAAGGGCUUUCAUCUGUUGUCUGGAGAGGAUUUUUACCAAUUUUGCUAA
Hyposmocoma kahamanoa is the source of this 804-nucleotide messenger RNA. RefSeq lists its product as uncharacterized. The coding region runs from base 1 to 804 and encodes 267 amino acids. The record is from RefSeq and is a predicted model, not a curated record. The transcript is spliced from 7 exons. Lineage: Eukaryota; Metazoa; Arthropoda; Insecta; Lepidoptera; Cosmopterigidae.